Messenger RNA from Misgurnus anguillicaudatus (oriental weatherfish), 2855 nucleotides. Lineage: Eukaryota; Metazoa; Chordata; Actinopteri; Cypriniformes; Cobitidae. The record is from RefSeq and is a predicted model, not a curated record.
CCUUGAGCCAUCUAGCCUUUAUACAUAUCUAUGGUUUAAACGGAAGCGGUUCGGUUCAUGUCGCGGUUUGAUGACGUAUUUCCAUGGUUGUUGUCAUGGCGCGUUUUCAAGCGCGGAAUCUGGUCGAGAUGCACGAACGUGAGAUGUCAGUGAGCAAAGAGAAUGUUGAUGAUGAUGAUGAUGAUGCACUCAGUGAUGUUGAGCCUCUUCCAGCAUCAACUCUUCAUCAGUCUUCUCUUCUUACUCGCUCAUGGCCGUCUUCUCCACUGUCAGCAUUGUCCUCAUCUCGUGAGGUCACCGCCCGCCUCUACAGUUCACUGCAGCAUAGCCGAAAGCAGGAGGUCAAAGGUCACACUGCUGCCAGAAUGAUGGCAGCCACGCCCCCUCUUCUCUCUCAUGGGCUGGAAGAGACACAGGAGGCGGGCUUCACUGCAGACUCCUCCUCCCGUGGAGUAAUUGGCUCUGGAUCACAGGAGGCGGGGUCAGAGGUGGAGUCAGAGGGUGAUGGCCUGUCACAAGCGAUGGACCUGGAAAAAAGAAACGGAUCAGCGCAAAUGACGAGUGGCAGGAUGCAUAUAGAGGAAAUGGAGAAUGUAAGGACACAUUUACAAUCUAUACUGAGAUCCAAACCAACAGCUGCACACAGACACGAGUUUAGGGCUCCUGUGUCCCAGCACCUCCUGAAUGACUCACAUGACAGCGACUCGACCUCACACCUGCUCAGUGCUGCCGUGUCUCUGGAUGAGUUGUUUCCUCGAUAUUCUCGACUUGUGGACACAAACUCCAGUGUGUCAGAGUUGCAGAUGUUGAGAGAGAGUCUGGAGAGAGAGCGAUCACAGCGUAAGGUGUGUGAGCAGCAGGUGUCGUCUCUUCAGAAUAAAGUUCUUCUGGUUCAGCAACAGUUUACACUCGCUGUAGCUGCUGACCGCAAGAAAGACAUCAUGAUCGAACAACUUGACAAGAUGCUGGUAAAAGUGGUGGAGGGCUGGAGGAGACAUGAUCAGGACCGAAGUGAGGAGAUGAAAGUCCUGCAGGAGGAGAAGCAGAAAGCAGAGCGAACACUUCAUAAACAGAGAGAGACUCUCUCUUGUGUGGAAGAAACUCUCAAGAAAGAACAGAAACACAACCAAGAGUUGCAGGACACCAACACACAACUGGAGCAGCAGGUGUCAGAGCUGCGAGUGUGUGUAGAUAAUCUCCAGCGCUCAGAGCAGAAACUCAACAAUGAUGUGAAAAGAGAGAAAGAGAAACUUCUGACACUCCAAACUGAGUCCCACAACAAACACACACUUCUGGAAAAACACAACCAAGAACUCCAGAGACAGAUCACACAAAACACACAAGAGCUGGAGAGAGAGAGAUCUCAGGUGAAACAGGAAGUGAUUGUGCGUGAAGAAGCCCAAAGCAGAGCACAGCAGCUGCUGAAAGAUCUGGAAGAGACCAGACGAGACCGAGACAGUCUGAGAUUGGACCGAGCUGUCGAGCAGACACGAUUUGAGUCACUGAAGUCACAGAUGGAGGCGGAGUUUCGAUUGUCAGUGGAGCAGAAACUCAAUGAUCAACUGUCAGUCAUACAGGAGGAGAACAGAGUACACAACACACAACUGAGAGAACAACACAGGAAGCAGUUGUUGGAUCUGAGUGCGAGACACGAGCGAGAUUUAUCAUCACAGCUGGAUCAGUUCAGAACACAGUUACAGGAGAAAGACCUCAAACUACAACAUCUUACACAUUAUUACCAGAACAAACUGUCAGAGAUGCAGGAGGAGUUGGUUUCCAUGGCAGCAUUAAAAAAGAGGCUUGAGACGCAGAGGGAGGAGCUUGUGUCUCGGCUUCAGGGAAUGAUGCGCUCUCAUUGGGCAGAGGCUUUACAGCUGUUGACCAAUCAAGAGCAGAUGGAGAGUGUGUUUGUACCUUCUAAAAUCAGCUGUUCUCUGCAAGAUACAUUGAAAAGUGAAACACACCUGCCAGUUACACAGGCGGUAGUUCUGAAUCUGUCCAGAGAGAGAGAGAGCGAGCGAGAGACACAUGGACAAGCACAGUUUCAUUCUGAUUUGUGGAAUUGCAGUAAUUCAUUUACACCUCUGGAACCUGUGCUGGACAACACUCAUCUGACAGCUCUCAGUGACUGCAGUGCAUUGUGGGUCAGGCCUGCGAUUGCAGAAGAAAGAGAGAACAGCGCAGAGAGAAAGAUGAAAGAGCCCAACACAACCCAACUGAACCAAAGCCAGGACCUUAACCCAAAUCUCAGUCGGUGUCAUCAAAAUCAUAGCAAAGUUGAUCAGAACCGAGAUGUAAAUCAGAGGCAAAGAUUAAGCCACGCCUUCACAGAGUCACGGUCCAAUCACAGCUCUAGCUCAGAUAGUGGGCUGGGCAGAGGCGUUGCUUCUGUAGUGUUGUACGGUAGUGAAUCAGAGAAGGCUCCACCCAUCAAAGAGGAAGCCCCGCCCAGCAAGAUGGACGUUUCCUCUUCUAAUGAAGACAGACAGAGUGAGCUGCAGUAUUAUGUAUCAAAGUUACUGGAGCGUUCCCCUGGAGACCCAGUAGAGGAACCAAUCAGAGAGCAGCGGGCAGCUGAUGUCACUCACCAACUAUACACUACACAACAACUGCAGGAUAGUUUCAGCAGGUCUGUUAAAGGUGGAGUAACCACAGUACAAUCAAACCUGGAACACAAAUCAGAUGAGCAGACCGAGUUGACUGUGUCAUCUCAGCGUGGUGCUCAUCGUGUGGUCCAGAGCAGAAGAACUUUAGGACACAGAGGCGGAGCUCAGCGAGUCUGGAGAUGAUUUUACUUGUUUCAUUUAUUCAUGUUUUAUAAGAUUUCAAAUAAAAACUCUUUACUGCAUUUUAAA